Messenger RNA from Tachyglossus aculeatus (Australian echidna), 4388 nucleotides. RefSeq names its product formin 1 (gene FMN1). Gene Ontology annotation, molecular function: microtubule binding. The record is from RefSeq and is a predicted model, not a curated record. Bases 1 to 3378 code for a protein of 1125 amino acids. The transcript is spliced from 19 exons. Gene Ontology annotation, cellular component: endoplasmic reticulum membrane; cytoplasm; nucleus. Gene Ontology annotation, biological process: actin nucleation. NCBI's taxonomy places the organism in Eukaryota, Metazoa, Chordata, Mammalia, Monotremata, Tachyglossidae.
AUGGAGGGCGGGGGGCCCGGCGGGGCCGGCGCGGAGGCAGGGGCGGCCCCCGAGCCCGGCCUCCAACUGGCUCAGUCCAUCCUCAGUAAGUUCGCCCUGAAGUCUCUGUUCGGCCAAGCCCCCGCCGCCGUCGCCGCCCCGGUGUUGAAGACGUUUCGGACCCUGGGGCCAGCGCCGGAUCCGCCCCCGGCGCCCCGCGACGACAGUCCAGCCAGCCCCGGGACCGAGCUGGGCAGCGGAGACGGCCGGGCCGGGCCGGGGGAGACCGAGAGCCCCCAGCCUCCCCGACUCCCGGCCCUGAGGACGAGCGGGGAAGAGGCUGGACGCCCUGCGCCGGACCACGCGGAUCUGUGCGCUGUGCGGGCCGUGCUUCCCGCGGUUCAGGGAAAAAAGGCAGCCCCCGGCGGGAGAGCCGAGGUGGAGACGAGCCCUGCUGCCCCCGCGACGCCUCCCCCGCUGCCCACCCCCCAGCCGCUCGGCGAGGGGAGUCCACGGCCCCCGGAGUCCCUCCGCGGCGAGGUCGUUCAGGCUCAGGAAGACCCACAGUCCCCGGCCGGGGCCGGAGAAGAGGAGGAGGAGAAAGAGGAGGAGGGAGAAGAAGACGGGAGCAGAGACCGCCCGGGCGCCGAAGCGCCCCCCGCGGCCCCCGCCGGCGAGAAGCCCUUUCAACUGCCGGCCUUCUUCAGCGGCCUGCGGGUGCUCAGAAAGGGGGUCCCGGCCGCCCUUGCCGUGGAGGCCGCCCCCCUGGCUCCGCCCCCGCGCUCGCAGCCGGGCCAGAGCCCCAGAGUGGCCCCCGAAGCCACCCCGCCCCGGAAGGCUGGGGAGGCGCCUCUCGACCUCAGGCCUCCCACCUUCUUGGAACAGCUGAGCCACCUGCUGAGCCUCGACGUGCACAAGGCCGAGGCGAAGCAGGAGCCGCAGGACGGGACGGAGCAGGAGGCAGCGGCGGCCGGGGGGGAGGAUGCGGGCAGCUUCCCGGACCCGGACGGCCGCGGGGUGGCCGGGCCCAAGCCCGCGGAGACGGCGCUGGAGGCCUUCAAGGCCCUGUUCACGCGGCCCCCGCGCAGGGGGGCCACCGCGGACGCGGCCGAGCUGGAGGCCAUCAAGCGCAAGAUGAGGCACGAGAAGGAGUCGCUGCGCGCCGUCUUCGAGAGGACCCGGCCGGGGGACUCCUCUACCGACCCCAAGAGCGAGCAGAGCCCCUCCGAGCAGGACGAUCGGACCCCCGGCCGCCUGCAGGCCGUCUGGCCGCCCCCGAAGGCGAAAGACGAAGACGAGAAGGUGGGAUUGAAGUACACGGAAGCAGAGUACCAGGCUGCUGUCCUGCACUUGAAGAGAGAGCACAAGGACGAGAUCGAAGACCUGCAGGCUCAGUUUGAGCUCCGAGCCUUCCGUCUCCGCGGGGAGCACGCACUGGCCACCGCCCAGCUGGAGGAGACCAUCAAGACGCUGCGCCAGGCCCUGACGGCACGGCUGGGCGGCGGCGGGGAGCGCAGCCGGGACGUGUGUGUGUCCACCGACGAGGACCAGCCGCCGAAGACGUUCCGCAGCGUCUUCAUCCAGACCGACCGGGAGACGUUCCUCAAAGGCCACGACGGGGACGGGGACGGUGGCGGCGGGGGGACGGGCAAGGCCGCCCAGCCCCCGCCCAAGAAGUUGACCAUCUCCUCCCUGAACCAGCUCUCUCCGCCGGGGGACGCCACGGACCCGGGCUCUGCCCCCGCCACCUCGGGUCCCCUGCGGUCGCCCCCACCACCCCUGACCCUGUGCCCCCCAGCUCCCCCUCCCCCUCCGGCGCCUCCACUCCCUGCGCCGAUCCCAGCACCCCCUCCUCUACCCCUGAACCCAAGGCCCCCGCCCCCGCCCCCACCGCCACCGCUGACCUCUCCAGCCCCGGGCCCCCCACCUCCUCCUCCACCCCCCCUGCCGUCCAUCCUCACUCCCCCGCCCCCGCCCCCGGGAGCCGGGCCCCCGCCCCCGCCCCCUCUGGGGUUCUUGUCAGGGGGAGGGGCUGCCUCCCGCCAGGCCCCCCGCAAGCCGGCCAUCGAGCCCGGCUGCCCCAUGAAGCCUCUGUACUGGACACGAAUUCAGCUGGGCGCCGGCAGCCUUAGGGAGGCCCCCACGCUGUGGGACACCCUGGAAGAGCCGGAUAUCCGAGACCCCAGCGAGUUUGAAUAUCUGUUCUCCAAGGACACUGUCCAGCAGAGGAAGAAGCCGCUAUCCGAGUCCUACGAAAAGAAAAGCAAAGUCAAAAAGAUCACCAAGCUGCUGGCAGGCAAGCGUUCCCAGGCCGUGGGCAUCCUGAUCUCCAGCCUGCAUCUCGAGAUGAAGGACAUUCAGCAGGCCAUUUUCCAGGUGGACGACUCAGUGGUGGAUCUGGAGACGCUGGAGGCCCUGUAUGAGAAUCGUGCCCAGCAGGAUGAACUGAUCCGAAUCCGGAAACAUUACGAGACGGCGAAGGAGGAGGAGGUGAAGCUGCUGGACAAGCCGGAACAGUUUCUUUACGAGUUGGCCCAGAUCCCGAACUUUGCUGAGCGUGCUCAGUGCAUCAUCUUCCGCUCUGUCUUCUCCGAGGGCAUUGGUGCCGUGCAUCGCAAGGUGGAGAUCGUCACGCGGGCAUCUAAGGGCUUGCUGGACAUGCAGAGUGUGAGGGACAUCCUCGGCCUAAUUCUGGCCUUCGGCAACUACAUGAAUGGGGGAAACCGGACGCGGGGCCAGGCCGACGGCUACAGUUUGGAGAUCCUCCCCAAACUCAAGGAUGUCAAGAGUCGGGACAAUGGGAUCAAUCUGGUGGACUACGUUGUGACCUAUUAUCUCCGGCACUACGAUGAGGAGGCGGGAACCGACAAGAGUGUUUUUCCGCUUCCUGACCCCCAAGAGCUCUUCCUGGCAGCCCAGGUCAAGUUUGAAGAUCUCCUGAAAGACUUGAGGAAGCUGAAGAGGCAGCUGGAAGACAGCAAGAAGCAGAUGGCCGUGGUGUGCAAGGAGUCCCCGGCGGAGUAUCUACAGCCCUUCAAAGACAAGCUGGAGGAGUUUUUCCAGAAAGCCAAGGAAGAGCUCUGCACCGAGGAGAGUCGCCUGGCGAAGGCUCAAGAGAGCUUCUGGUUGACGGUGGGGUUCUUCGGGAUGAAGCCCAAGUCAGGUGAGAAAGAGCUGAUGCCGAGCCACGUAUUUUCCGUGUGGCACGAGUUCUGCAGCGACGUCAAGGCCACCUGGAAGCGAGAGAACAAGAACAUCUCCCAGGAGAGGCUGAAGGAGGCGCAGGCCACCGUCAGGAAGUUAACGGCAGAGAAGAAGGUGGAAACGCGAAGGAUGAAUCCCGCGGCUAGUCUGAAAGAGCGGCUGCGGCAGAAGGAAGCCAGCGUUACCCCAAACUGAGCGAAUCCCCUGCCCCAGGCCCAGCCGGAGACCCCGGGGGCUCAGAGUGGGGCGGCGCGAACCCGGCCGCGAGAAAACGCCGAAACGAACGAAUCCUGGGCCUGGCCUCGCCGAACAACUGACCAUGUCUGCCUUCACUUUCCCAUUCUGUCCGGACUGGGAUGGAGCGGGCGGGCCCCGCCACAGGACCUGCGUCCGGAGCGAGCGUCGCGGCUUGGGGAGAGCUGUGCGCCGCGGUGGUAUCCGUGGGCCACCCUCCGGGCAGGGAGAAGUACACGUAGGCGCUGGCUCCCUCUCCACCGCAUCUCUAGAGCCCAGGCAGCGAAAUAUUUAUGCAGCGUCUCCCCAGGCGACUUCCCUGGACCGAACUCAGGACAAGUGGACGGAACCGGCCCGGCAGCCUUCUCCUAGCCCGCUGGUGGGGACAGCGGCUGCGAUUCCUGCAUCAGAGCCUAGGGGCGGGCAGAGUGGGGGCUGCAGGGGGGUCUAAGAGGGCCAAGAGGGAGCCUGAGUCCCCGCCGCGCCCCGCUUUGGCCCACAGCCCUGGGACUCUCCGUGAGGGGACGAGUCCCGAUCCCGUGCAUGGGUUGCGAGCUGUGGGAGGAGCCCCGCGGGGGACAAGGUCCCGGGAGUUUGGUCCAAGGAGAGGGCAGAGGGUUCCGGGAAGCCGGGUUCCCAGGCGUGCGCCGCGUCAACCGUGUAUUGGAAACCAUGUCAGAUUUCCUUCCGGUUAGGCUCAGAUCUGCCCCUCAAAAAGCAUGAACUUCGCGGCCACAACCGCUGCGCGGGGCGGGGUGAGAGCGGGGUGGGAGCGUUAUUUUUCUGAAAUCAAAGCUCCAUUGGCUUACUCAAAAAUAUUUUUGAAUGAAAUAAGGUCACUGAUUCAGGUAACGAACUCCCUCUGGGUUUUGAAGAUAAUUUCCUCUCCACGCGGACCCCCACCCCAGCAAGCGCCUAUUUAUAUAUCCGUUGCGCGGCCUGCAGAUUAUAAAUUGUGACUGAAGCACUCA